AUGGCGCUUCUUCUCGGCCGACGGGGCGACCAGAUCACUAUCACCGAGGGCGUGGUGGAAGCUGCGGCAGGUAAUGAGAUGAACGGAGAGGCAGUCAUGGCGCUUCUUCUCGGCCGACAAGGCAACCAGAUUACUCUUACUGAGGGUAUAGUGAAGGUUGCGGCAAGUAACGAGACGAAUGGCGAGGAAGUAAUGGCACUUAUACUCUGCUGCGGGAGAAGGCAUAUCGCGAUUACCACGGAAGCUGUGACGAUGAUAGCACAGCUGUUUGACGAACGAAUAAUGGCGCUUCUUCUCGACCGGUGGGGUGACCAGAUCACUAUCACUGAGGAUGUGAUGAUGGCUUCAUUGAACAAUUCAAGAAGUGGCAAGGAGCUGAUGAGGCUUCUUCUCGACAGACAGGGGGAACAUAUCACAAUCACCGUGGGUGUGGUAGAAGCGGCGCUAGGAAUGGGACACAUCGAGAUGGUUAGGCUACUUCUUGAUAAGGCGGCCGACAUAACUUUUACAGACAACAACGGAUGGACGCCAGUCCAUGCAGCAUCCUGGAAUGGCGAUAUCGAGGUGCUCAAUUUUGUUCUUUACAAGGGGGCUAAUGUAAAUAUUAGAAACAGUAAUGGAUGGACGCCAUUACAUGCAGCAUCCUCGAAUGGACAUAUAAAGGUUGUCAAGCUACUUCUCGACAAUGGGGCCGAUUUCAUGAUGGCAACCAACAACGGAUGGACUCCAUUAAAUACAGCAUCCUCGAAUGGACAUAUUGAGGUUGUCAAGCUACUUCUCAAUGCAGAGGCCGAUUUCACGAUUGCAACAAAUGAUGGAUGGACUCCAUUAAAUACAGCAUCCUCGAAUGGACAUAUCGAGGUUGUCAAGCUACUUCUCGACAAUGGGGCCGAUUUCAUGAUGGCAACCAAUGACGGAUGGACUCCAUUAAAUACAGCAUCCUCGAAUGGACAUAUUGAGGUUGUCAAGCUACUUCUCAAUGCAGGGGCCGAUUUCAAGAUUGCAACGAAUGGCGGAUUAACACCAUUAUAUGCAGCAUCCUUGAAUGGACAUAUCGAGGUUGUCAAGCUACUUCUCAUUACAGGGGCCGAUUUCACGAUUGCAACAAAUGAUGGAUGGACCCCAAUAAAUGCAGCAUCCUCGAAUGGACAUAUUGAGGUUGUCAAGCUACUUCUCAAUGCAGGGGCCGAUUUCACGAUUGCAACAAAUGAUGGAUGGACUCCAUUAAAUACAGCAUCCUUAAAUGGACAUAUCGAUGUUGUCCAGCUACUUCUCGACCAAGGGGCCGAUUUCACGAUUGCAACCAAUGACGGACGGACGCCAUUAUAUGCAGCAGCAUCGGUAGGAAAUACCUUUACGACCAGGCUACUACUCGACAAAGGGGCCAAUGUUUCGAUUGCAACCAACGACGGACGGACGCCAUUAUAUGCAGCAUCAUCAAUUGGACGUGUUGAAAUUGUUGAGCUCCUUCUUGACAAAGGGGCCGAUGUUACGAUUGCAACCAACGAUGGACGGACGCCAUUAUAUGCAGCAUCAGUCAACGGCCACAUCUGGGUUGUUAAGAAAUUGUUAGAAACACCGGGUGUUGAUGCCAACACACCGGACGACCUUGGCCGCACAGCCCUCUUCUUGGCUUCUAGGUAUGGGCAAUAUCAAGUGGUGCAAGUCUUGCUAUCUGAAGGGCGCGUCAACCCCGACAGCAGGGAUUGGAUGGGUUCAACACCGUUGUUUGCUGCGGUAGCGAAUGGCCACCUUGAUGUGGUGAAGCUUCUCAUCGCUAGAGUCGCGAAUGUGGAGGAGCAAAGGGGCAUCGGGCGGAGUCUGAUAUGGUGGGCGCGGCGCAGUGGCAAUCCUCAGGCCAUUCAGCUCCUGGUGCAACAUGCCGAAAGAGUUGGCAAUUGUAUCCCUCAUGAUCCUACUUCCAAUGAUGGUGUCUCUACUCCUUUUGAUCCCGAAGUUUCUUGGUGCGACGCCUAUCUUCCACAGUUCGCCCCAACUAUUUUUAGGAGGAUCGACGGCAAGAUUUGCGAUCACGACCUCACUCCAUCCAUUGCUUCUGUCAAUCCACUUUCUCUCGUCCUCCCCGCCCUGGUCUCCUAUCCAUUUCAUCUCUUCCUCGACCUGUUUUUGUAUUAUAUCUCCAUCAGCAACAACGUCCAUCCCAGAUCAGAAUCUCACCUCCAGGACUGCUUCACCUUCGUCGAGCCUCAAUUUGAAGAACGGCUUCGUCGUCACUUCGCCUUUCUGUAUGUGAGCCUAUUCAGUGGGCUUUUGCUACCACAGCGCCCGCACCAGGAUUUCACCCCGCAAAUUCUCCAGACUCUACCGAGAAUUGCCUCUCGAUACUGCUUAUACCGCAAUAUUCCGGGGAAAGUAGAGUUGGCUGUCGACCCCGUCAUCAAGCACGCGAACCUGUCCAUCAGCAACCCCAGUUCUCCCCUGUCCGAGUCUGCUCUGGUCCCCCUUCCUCUUUGA
Clonostachys rhizophaga is the source of this 2475-nucleotide messenger RNA. The record is from the annotation of a GenBank genome assembly. NCBI's taxonomy places the organism in Eukaryota, Fungi, Ascomycota, Sordariomycetes, Hypocreales, Bionectriaceae.